ACUGCAGCCGAUUGUGAUUUUGCAAAAUGUCUGGCCGUGGCAAAGGUGGCAAGGGCUUGGGCAAAGGAGGUGCCAAAAGGCAUAGGAAGGUCCUUCGUGAUAACAUCCAGGGAAUCACUAAGCCCGCUAUUCGCCGGCUGGCUCGCCGCGGAGGAGUGAAGCGUAUUUCUGGGCUGAUCUACGAGGAGACUCGCGGUGUCCUAAAGGUGUUUCUGGAGAACGUGAUCCGCGAUGCCGUAACUUACACGGAGCACGCGAAAAGGAAGACCGUGACCGCUAUGGAUGUGGUGUACGCCUUGAAGCGCCAAGGCCGUACUCUGUAUGGAUUUGGCGGCUAAAUUCUUGAUUUCGUAUUCG
Molecule: messenger RNA, 357 nt
Organism: Podarcis muralis (Common wall lizard)
Lineage: Eukaryota; Metazoa; Chordata; Lepidosauria; Squamata; Lacertidae
Product: histone H4
Cellular component (GO): nucleosome
Molecular function (GO): protein heterodimerization activity; DNA binding; structural constituent of chromatin
Source: RefSeq, a predicted model, not a curated record